CACGCGACAUCAUGGGAAAUCACAUUUACGAGCGGAAGUCGGAAGGUCGUUUGCCAAUACGCUGGAUGGCACCCGAAAGCCUCUACGACAACGUUUUCUCAUCCAAGACAGAUGUUUUGAGUUUUGGCGUCCUUCUCUGGGAAAUCGUCACAUUGGGAUCAACUCCUUACCCGGGCAUGGCAGCUGGAGAAGUUAUGCGAAAGGUUCGCGAAGGAUACCGACUAGAGAAGCCGGAACACUGCAAGAGGGAGUUGUACAACGUCAUGUUUUACUGUUGGGAAAAGGACGCUGCUCAACGACCAGCUUUUAGCGAACUGGUGCAGCUACUUGAACAAUUGCUCAUGUCCGAAACGGACUACAUCGAGCUGGAGAGGUUCCCGGACCAUUCGUACUAUAACAUGGUUCCGCCGACGGACGAAAAAGUUUGAGAAAGGGAAACAUAUUUUCCCAUCUACUAUAAGGAAUGGUUGUUGAUGUUUUGUUUUUUGGUUUUUUACUCCAGUGGUUGAUUUUUCCCGCAAUAAUGUUCAACUCCCGCAAGCUGCAACAAUACUUAUAAUUAUUAGAACAGAAAUG
Messenger RNA from Daphnia pulicaria, 576 nucleotides. RefSeq names its product tyrosine kinase receptor Cad96Ca-like. Gene Ontology annotation, cellular component: signaling receptor complex. The transcript is spliced from 3 exons. Bases 12 to 428 code for a protein of 138 amino acids. The record is from RefSeq and is a predicted model, not a curated record. Lineage: Eukaryota; Metazoa; Arthropoda; Branchiopoda; Diplostraca; Daphniidae. Gene Ontology annotation, molecular function: ATP binding; transmembrane receptor protein tyrosine kinase activity. Gene Ontology annotation, biological process: protein phosphorylation; multicellular organism development; cell surface receptor protein tyrosine kinase signaling pathway.